CCCACAAUUCCUUGCGAUUCGAUCACGUGGUUUAGCCGCCUCCUCCGACAUAACGCACAACCCGAAACUCUGCAUUGUAAAGCUUCUGGCUGCUGAGUAUAUCACUACAACUGUAAAAUCGCACGAUGUCGUCCGGAGCUCUCUUCCCCAGCCUGGUGAGCGGAUCCAGAGGAAGCUCCAGCAAGUACCUGGUGGAGUUCCGCGCCGGCAAGAUGACCCUGAAGGGGAAGACGGUGACGGCCGACAAGCGUAAAGGAACCGUGUACGUCCAGCAGACCGACGACUCCCUCAUCCACUUCUGCUGGAAGGACAGGACUUCAGGGAACGUGGACGACGACUUGAUCAUCUUCCCCGACGACUGCGAGUUCAAGAAGGUCACCCAGUGCACCACCGGGCGGGUCUUUGUGCUCAAGUUCAAGUCCGAGUCCAAGAGACUAUUCUUCUGGAUGCAGGAGCCCAAGUCGGACAAGGACGACGAGUACUGCCGGAAGGUCAACGAGUACCUGAACAACCCCCCCAUCCCCGGAGCGCCCGGCAGUGGGGGUCAUGAGCUGUCGUCGCUGGGGGGCGAAGGCGGCCUCCAAAACCUGCUAGGAAACAUGAGCCACAACCAGCUGAUGCAGCUGAUCGGAACCAGCGGACUAGGAGGUCUGGGCGCUCUGGCAGGACCAGGACUCGCCAACCUGCUGGGAGGGGGCGGACCCACCGCCAGCAGCUCCUCAUCCAGUUCUCGCAGUCAGUCGGCGGCCGCCACCCCGUCCUCAGGCUCCGCCCCCAGGCUGAGCACCUCCCAGGCCGCCCCCACCACCCCGGUGACCCCCGCCGCCUCGGCCGCCUCCCCCGCCAGCGUGGCCCCCUCCACGCCAGCUCCAGCUCAGCCCCCGCUGGUCCCCGCCUCCGUCGGAAGCCCCGCCUCCCACCAGGCCAUUCAGCUCAGCGACCUUCAGAGCAUCCUGGCCACCAUGAACGUCCCGGCGGCGGCGGCGGCUACCUCGGGCUCAGCAGUGGACCUGGCCAGCGUGUGCACGCCGGACGUGAUGGCGCCCAUCCUGGCCAACGCCGAGGUGCAGCGCCGGCUCCUCCCCUUCCUGCCCACCGGCGACAGCCUGGCUCAGAGCAGCGAGGAGAUCCACAACACCAUCAGCUCGCCACAGUUCCAGCAGUCCAUGAGCUUGUUCAGCAGCGCGCUGGCCUCAGGUCAGCUGGGACCGCUCAUGAGUCAGUUUGGACUGCCGCCAGACGCCGUGGACGCCGCGAACAAAGGAGACGUGGAGGCGUUUGCUCGAGCCAUGCAGACCUCCAAAGGAGAGUCCAAGGACGAGGAAGAGGACAUGAGUCUGGACUAGAUCACAUGGAGGACCUUUUUUUUUUUUUUUUUUUACACACCUGUCAAUCAUACCACACAACAGCUGUCAAUCACAUCACCUUUUCUUACCCACUACACUUGAUAAUAAAAAGUGAAAAUGUGUUUACAGGAACUUUUAUUAUAAAGUACAUCAAAACAUG
Molecule: messenger RNA, 1506 nt
Organism: Nerophis lumbriciformis (worm pipefish)
Lineage: Eukaryota; Metazoa; Chordata; Actinopteri; Syngnathiformes; Syngnathidae
Gene: adrm1
Product: ADRM1 26S proteasome ubiquitin receptor
Cellular component (GO): proteasome regulatory particle, lid subcomplex; cytoplasm; nucleus
Molecular function (GO): proteasome binding; endopeptidase activator activity
Source: RefSeq, a predicted model, not a curated record